Histoplasma capsulatum G186AR is the source of this 1458-nucleotide messenger RNA. RefSeq names its product nicotinate-nucleotide pyrophosphorylase. Gene Ontology annotation, biological process: quinolinate catabolic process; NAD+ biosynthetic process. Gene Ontology annotation, cellular component: cytoplasm. Gene Ontology annotation, molecular function: nicotinate-nucleotide diphosphorylase (carboxylating) activity. The record is from RefSeq and is a predicted model, not a curated record. Bases 200 to 1138 code for a protein of 312 amino acids. Lineage: Eukaryota; Fungi; Ascomycota; Eurotiomycetes; Onygenales; Ajellomycetaceae. The transcript is spliced from 4 exons.
CAUUAUACCCACAACCAGCUCAACCACUGACAUCUGGCAGUCGAAUACCAAUCGACCCGUCUAGGAAGAACCUUCCGUUCGCAAGUCACCUUACUAGCACUGCUAGGCUGUUAACUUAGCUCCUUCACCUUAUCCUGUCCUUUCUCAGCCAGUUUUCGGGCGCCCCGCGUAACUCGAGCUCUAUCGCCAACUUUUGAACAUGGCGUCAAACUACGGAGACCUCACUCACCUCCUGCCGCUGACCUACAAGCAUACGAUCGCCACCUGGCUGGAGGAGGAUUGCCCCAGCUUCGACUAUGGUGGCUUCGUCGUCGGGGAAGCUCUCGGCGAAGCGAGGCUGUUGGGGAAAAGCAAGGGCGUUGUAGCUGGUGUGCCUUUCUUCGAUGAAGUGUUUGCACAGCUGGGUUGCACGGUUGAGUGGAAAGUCAAAGAGGGGGAAACGAUCGAACCGAUCACAGUAUGUGCGAUCGUUCGCGGCCCAAUGCGCAAGAUCCUCCUGGGUGAGCGGGUCGCGCUGAACAUCCUGGCCCGAUGCUCUGGGAUUGCUACGAAGACAUCUACCCUCGUCAAGAUCCUCCGCUCCCAUGGCUGGAAGGGAAUCAUCGCCGGAACCCGCAAAAACACCCCGGGCUUCCGGCUCGUGGAGAAAUAUGGCGUUCUUGUCGGCGGCGCGGACCCGCAUCGCCAUGACCUCAGCUCCAUGACCAUGCUCAAGGACAACCAUGUCUGGGCCUGCUACAAUAAAGGCCAGGCGGCGUCCUCCGUCUCGACCGCGACAAUAGCCCAGGCCAUCCCCACGGCCGUCGCCGCGGCGCGCGCCGCAGGAGGCUUCUCCAUGAAAAUCGAAGUCGAGUGCCGCAACAUCGAGGAAGCGAAUGCCGCCAUCGAUGCUGGUGCGAAUAUCAUCAUGCUUGAUAAUUUCUCCGCGGCUGAGGUGGGCAAGGCGGCGAAGCUGUUGAAGGACUCGUGGACGGCGAAGGGAAAACCGCGCGGCUCGUUUUUGAUCGAGGUCAGUGGUGGCCUCAACGAAAGCAAUGCGGCGUCCUUUGCGGCUGAGGAUGUCGACAUUUUGUCCACUAGCAGUAUUCAUCAGGGGGUUGGGAUUGUGGAUUUCUCACUGAAGGUCUCCUUGAAGUAGUAGUGAGUGUGCGGAUGAGGUGGGGUUUACGGCUUCAGGGAUAAGGUUAGAAAUAAACGGUGGGCGUUAGAUUACCUUACAUUCCUUAGUACAUAUAUCUAGUGCGUCAAUGGAAGUUCUAUUUCAUAUCUUUGGAAUUGUCAAUCAUUAUCGUCGCGUGUGAGAUUUGAAAGAUGGACAUUGUAUGACACUUAAGUGGUACUUCGACGUACUUUGUCCCACAUCGAUCACUGUUCCUCUUAGGAUUUGUAUUUGGCCAAAAGACCUCCCUUAAUUUAGUUAGAUUGUUAGGUAGCAAAUGAAGAUUCUUGUUCUGUGCG